AUGGCUAACACGCGUUCUGGGAACGCGAACGCAACUGGAGGUGACCCGAGUUCUCCAACAAGCAACCAACCUCGUCCACGUGCGACGGUGGGGACUUCUCUAUCGGGUGACAUUCAUGCUUUGACACCGCUGUUCACGCCACUCCUACCGCAGAAAAUCUCAAGCACUUCGCACGCUGCGUUGGUGCAACGGCGCAAGGAUCGCCGAGACUAUGAGGAAACUGCCCGUUCUCGUGCGAAGGAUGGUGCGCACGAUAUAAUCGUGCCAGUGAAGACUACUUUCGACCAAGGACUUCUCCGUUUGUGGUGCCGCUUGCGAUCGCACAUCGCAAUUGACGACGUCAUUAAUGACCGCAUCAUGGCCGAGGUAGACAAGAUUAUUGCGAGCGUGAAAAACUACAAUGUCCCUGAUAUCGACUAUGAGAUGCGCAGCAAAUUACGCAUGAACUUAAAGGAGACGGAUAUUAGUGAACGACUUAUCCAGUACUUCAAGACGUGUCACGACAUCAUCGAUGACAAUGGCUGGCGUGUUUUCUUUGACGAUAGCACCGGCAAGAAGCAACUAUGCCGGAUACUGAUUGCUUCAUUGGAACCGCAAGCACUUCGAGAAGACGCCUUGGAGCAUGACAAGGCUUUCCAGCGUCACAAACGUGACAAGCGUGAGCGUAGCGACGGCGACUCCACGAGUCAUUCCUCUUCGAGACCGAGCAAGUCGGCCAAGAAUACGUCGUUUCGCAAUGCCACGCGUUUGGUGAGCGCAGAGCCACCUGCAAAGACUUCGACGGAGCGCCCAAAGGUGCCGCUGAAGCCGUGCCCACACUGCGAUGGCAUGCAUUGGCUUUCUGAGUGCCCAAAGGCAACAGAUGAAGAGAAAUCUGAAAUUCGUCGUAAGCUGCGUGCACAACGUAGCAACGGCAGUAAGAAGGAUGGCGCGCGUCUCAAAAGACUCCGCGAGUGCAUUCCAUCUGAGGAAAAGACGGUGACAUUGAAUGAUGUCAUCGAAUUACCCUAUUGCGCGGACACCGGCGCUGAUCGAACUGCGAUUAGUCGAUCCCAUGUGGAUGAAUUGCAACAACGUGAUCCCUCGGUCAAUUUGAUCACUUUGAAAAACCCCGUUGUAAAUGUAGCAGUGGGAAAACGGGAAAUUACGUGCACUACAUCGGUGCACCUUCGUGUACUACUGAACACUGCUGCAGGUCUGGUAGCACUCCACAAACCCGUGGAAUGCCUCGUUAUCGAAGACGACGAGCCUGAAUUUAUCUUGGGUCGGGACCUACUGAAGGCACUCGGCAUCGACAUCGACCGACAACUCGAGCAGCUAGUAAUUCGCGAUACGGAUGAAGAAGAAGACCUUGUGGAUCUCGAUGAGAUGCUACCUGGCGCUGGUCCUGAUCCGACUGGCAGUGAUCUACACAACGCAAUUGAAAAGCUGAUUCGCACAGCUCUUGACCAUGGGUUUCCCCAUUUACUCGCACCACGCCUGCGUGCAAUAGUGCUCAAACAUGAUAUCUGGCGUUUGGAGCUUGGCAACGACCCGCCUGCAAAGGUGGAGCCACUAAAGAUUAGACUUAAGGACGGUGCAAAUGCUGGCAAGAGCAACCAAGACAGUACCCACCUGCCCCGAUGGGCCAGCCCGGUUUUACCUGUACGCAAUGCUGGCAUGAGUGAGCAAGAGUAUCGUCAAACCUGUGACUACCGGCUCGUGAAUGAUCUUGUCGAGGCGUUGAUCAGCACGAUGCCACACAUGGCAACGCUUUUGGAGUAUACGAAAGGCAAGAAUCAUUAUGGCCUGUUCGACCUCCUGAAGGGUUUCUGGCAGCUUCCACUGCACAUUUUGAGUCAGGAACUCAUGUCCUACAUCACGGACUGCAAGAUCUUCACACCACGGCGUGUCUGUCCCCCAGGGAUGCUGUGA
Messenger RNA from Phytophthora nicotianae INRA-310, 1914 nucleotides. RefSeq lists its product as hypothetical. Gene Ontology annotation, molecular function: aspartic-type endopeptidase activity. The coding region runs from base 1 to 1914 and encodes 637 amino acids. NCBI's taxonomy places the organism in Eukaryota, Oomycota, Peronosporomycetes, Peronosporales, Peronosporaceae. Gene Ontology annotation, biological process: proteolysis. The record is from RefSeq and is a predicted model, not a curated record. The transcript has 4 exons.